AUGAGACGUGUAAAAUUUUAUAAAAUUCGUAAGAAUCCACUGGAAGAACUUCAAGAAGCCGAAUUUAAAAUUAAAUACAGAUAUUCUCGCGGCACUGCCGUUUUCCUUAUUGACAUGGUAAAAAUUAAUUUGGCCGGUGAUUCAAGAGGUGGAUUUAUACCACCCCAUCUGAAAGUUUUGACUGCCAUAAGAACAUGGGCCCGUGGAGAGAUACAAGAUGAUGCAGGAGAUCUAAGUGGAAUGAGUCACCCAACAAUAUCACUUGUAUGCAAACAAGUUGCUUUAGCACUGGUAGCACAAAGAGCACAGUGGAUUAAAAUGCCACAAAGUGAUGUGGAGGAGAUCCAUGUGAUUGCAGGUUUUUAUUCAGUAUGUGGAUUUAGACAAGUGAUAGGGGCUAUUGAUUGCACACAUAUUCGAAUCCCGAAAGUCGGUGGAAAUAUCGGACAAUACUGCAUAAACAGGAAAGGAUACAGUUCAAUGAAUGUACAAGUUGUGUCAAAUGUUAAUUUAGAGAUCAUGGAUAUAGUGGUACAUUGGCGAGGCAGCACACAUGACUCAAGAAUAUUUAAUGAAAGUCGCAAAAAACAAAGGUUUGAGCAGUCAGAAUUUAAAGGCAGGCUUCUGGGAGAUCCUGGUUAUGCUUGUACUCCUUAUUUAUUCACUCCUAUCCUACGUCCCAAUACACAAAAGGAAGAAAUGUACAACCGGUCGCACAUCAGGACCCGAAACACUGUAGAACGAUGCUUUGGAGUGUAG
This is a messenger RNA of Parnassius mnemosyne (clouded apollo), 759 nucleotides long. The record is from the annotation of a GenBank genome assembly. Lineage: Eukaryota; Metazoa; Arthropoda; Insecta; Lepidoptera; Papilionidae.